Messenger RNA from Rhizopus microsporus ATCC 52813, 445 nucleotides. Its product is annotated as UPF0287-domain-containing protein. The record is from RefSeq and is a predicted model, not a curated record. The coding region runs from base 55 to 330 and encodes 91 amino acids. The transcript has 2 exons. Gene Ontology annotation, cellular component: mitochondrion. Lineage: Eukaryota; Fungi; Mucoromycota; Mucoromycetes; Mucorales; Rhizopodaceae.
GCCACUUUUCUGUAGAUUUUUUUCUUCUUCUUUUCUGUCAUAUAUAAAUUCGAAAUGCAUCCACCAUUAGACGCUCAUAAACAAGAAGGCUGUGAAAAAGUCAUUGAAGCUUUAGAAGAAUGCCAUAGGGCCGGCACAUUUAAUAAGUUUAUUGGCACUUGUAAUGCUGCUAAACGAGCUGUUGACGAAUGCUUAAAGGAAGAGUUUCUUGCUAUGAGAGCGGCAAAUAAGGGAAAAGCCAAAGAAAAAAGAAAACGAUUAGAAGCUAUUUGGAAAGAAAUGGAAGAGCCCCCAGUAGAUUUGAAGGCACAGCAACAACAACAGCAAUAAUAAUAAUAGUAAUAAUAAAGUACACUUAAUGUAAUUCACGGAAAGCACUAGAUCCAUCACCAUAAAUCUCGAUAUAGGCUUGAUGAGCCUUUUUUGUGAGAGUCUUUUUGUCAUA